Messenger RNA from Ornithorhynchus anatinus (platypus), 4980 nucleotides. RefSeq names its product solute carrier family 6 member 8 (gene SLC6A8). Bases 654 to 2570 code for a protein of 638 amino acids. Gene Ontology annotation, molecular function: creatine:sodium symporter activity. Gene Ontology annotation, cellular component: plasma membrane. The record is from RefSeq and is a predicted model, not a curated record. Gene Ontology annotation, biological process: neurotransmitter transport; sodium ion transmembrane transport. The transcript is spliced from 13 exons. Lineage: Eukaryota; Metazoa; Chordata; Mammalia; Monotremata; Ornithorhynchidae.
GAGAGCGAGAGAGACGGCGGAGGGAGGGAGGGAGCGAGCCCGAGCCUGGGCCAUCGCUGGCCCGCGACAGAGCCGGACCCUCCGGACCCUCCGGACCCUCCGGACCCGCCCGCCCGGCCUUCGCCCCCGCGGGAGCCGGACCUUGCAGGCAACGGGCGCUCGCUCGCCCGCCCGCUCUAUGCCUCCGGGCGCGCCAAGCUGAGGCUUCCCCGCCCUCCGGCCCGCUCGCCCCCGCCGGCCGCGUCGCCCCCCGCCGGGCCCGGGGACACAUGAGAUUCUUCAGGCUGACCUUCAAGUGUUUCGUCGAUUGCUUCUGACCUCCUGAGCCCCUCCCCGCCCCCCGGAGUGGCCUCAAUCGGGGCGCCUCUCGAUCACCCCCUCCCCCUUUUUUUGUUUUCCUCCCCCGGCCUCCCCCUCAUUGGGGGGGGGGGUCCCUCUGUCGCUCCCCCCGGUCACCGGGGUCGCCCCUUCCCAGGCCUCUCCAUCCCUCCGCCAACUCUUGGGGGGCUACCGUGACUUCCUGGUUCUCCAGGACUUGGGGGGGAACCCCGCUUGCAUCCGGGCCCGGGGAGCCUGAGCCGGUCCUUUCCUAAGGACUGAAGGGUCAGGGGUCCCCCCCCAGCCCGACCCCCCCCCCCUCCUCCCCGGGCACCAUGCCCAAGAAGGCCGGUGGCUCGGAGAACGGGAUCUACAGCGUGCCCGUGCAGGACAGGAAGGGGAGCCCGAUGGCCCCCACCCCGCCGGCCGGCCCCGGGGGCAGCGGCCCGGACGGCGGGGUCAAGGGGGAGCCCCUCGGGCCCCUGGCCCUGCCCGAGCGGGAGACGUGGACCCGCCAGAUGGACUUCAUCAUGUCCUGCGUGGGCUUCGCCGUGGGCCUGGGCAACGUGUGGCGCUUCCCUUACCUGUGCUACAAGAACGGGGGCGGUGCGUUCCUAAUCCCCUACCUCCUGAUUGCCCUGCUGGGUGGCAUUCCCAUCUUCUUCCUGGAGAUCUCCCUGGGCCAGUUCAUGAAGGCCGGCAGCAUCAACGUGUGGAACAUCUGUCCUCUCUUCAAAGGCCUUGGCUUCGCCUCCAUGGUGAUCGUCUUCUACUGCAACACAUACUACAUCAUGGUUCUGGCCUGGGGCUUCUACUACCUGGUUAAGUCUUUCACCGCCACGUUGCCGUGGGCCACGUGUGGCCACCCCUGGAACACCCCUGACUGCGUGGAGAUCUUCCGCCACGAGGACUGCGCCAACGGGAGCCUGGCCAACCUCACCUGUGACCAGCUAGCCGACAAGCGCUCCCCAGUCAUUGAGUUUUGGGAGAACAAAGUCCUGCGCCUGUCUGAGGGUCUGGAGCAACCUGGGGAGAUCAACUGGGAAGUUCUGCUUUGCCUACUGGCCUGCUGGGUGCUGGUUUACUUCUGUGUCUGGAAGGGGGUCAAGUCGACCGGAAAGAUUGUCUAUUUCACUGCUACAUUCCCCUACGUGGUGCUCAUUGUCCUCUUGGUGAGAGGCGUGAUGCUGCCCGGAGCCCUGGAUGGGAUCAUCUUCUAUCUCAAACCCGAUUGGUCCAAGCUGGGGUCCCCCCAGGUUUGGAUAGACGCUGGGACACAAAUAUUCUUUUCUUAUGCCAUAGGACUGGGCGCCCUCACGGCCCUGGGCAGCUACAACCGUUUCAACAACAACUGCUACAAGGACGCCAUAAUCCUAGCGCUCAUCAACAGCGGGACCAGUUUCUUUGCUGGGUUUGUGGUCUUCUCCAUCCUGGGCUUCAUGGCCACUGAACAAGGGGUUCACAUCUCCAAGGUGGCAGAGUCAGGGCCUGGCCUGGCCUUCAUCGCCUACCCCAGGGCCGUCACCCUAAUGCCCGUGGCCCCGCUCUGGGCUGCCCUGUUCUUCUUCAUGCUGCUGCUCCUGGGCCUGGACAGCCAGUUUGUGGGGGUGGAAGGUUUCAUCACUGGCCUUCUGGACCUGCUCCCUGCCUCCUACUACUUCCGUUUCCAGCGGGAAGUCGCCGUCGCCCUCUGCUGCGUCCUCUGCUUCAUCAUCGACCUGUCCAUGGUGACUGAGGGUGGCAUGUACGUCUUCCAGCUGUUUGACUACUACUCGGCCAGCGGGAUGACCCUGCUGUGGCAGGCCUUCUGGGAGUGUGUGGUGGUUGCCUGGGUCUACGGGGCUGACCGGUUCAUGGACGACAUAGCCUGCAUGAUAGGCUACCGGCCAUCCCCGUGGAUGAAAUGGUGCUGGUCCCUCUUCACUCCCCUGGUCUGCAUGGGGAUCUUCAUCUUCAACGUGACGAACUACAAGCCGCUGGUGUACAACAACAGCUACGUGUACCCAUGGUGGGGUGAGGCCAUCGGCUGGUGCUUCGCACUGUCCUCCAUGCUCUGCGUGCCACUGUACAUCCUCCACAAACUCAUCCGGGCCAAGGGAACCUUGGCUGAGCGUUGGCAGCACCUGACCCAGCCCGUGUGGGGCCUGCACCACCUGGAGUACAAGGCUCAGGACUCGGACGUCAGGGGCUUGACCACCCUGACCCCAGUGUCCGAGAGCAGCAAGGUCGUUGUCGUGGAGAGUGUCAUGUGACCCGGUCUCGGCCGAUUAAGAGAGUGUCGGCACACCCAGCGGAUGUGAGGCGCCUCUCCCCGCCAUCAUAGCCCCCAACCUGUCGACCACAGAGAGCGCCCCCAACACCCACCCGCUUCAAACCGCGCCACUGAACAACAGGCACAGGGCAGAGCCGUCUCCGGGGCUGGGAGGACUGGGAGGAUGGGGAGGAACGGGGAAAACUGCCCUCAGUUCCCCGGGUCCAGGAUGGAGCAGAGUAGGGGUCCGGCUGGGGCAGCGUAUGUGUGCGUGUCGGGGGAUGGAAGGGGCAGACUGAACGUCGGGGGUCCUGGCGGAGAACGAUGGAAGGUUCUAGGGAGGCCCUUGGAGAAUGGAGGAGCAGGUAAUCUAGGUUUUUAACAUGUGUUUUGCUUUUUGUUUUUAAUAAAAUGCCAAAAACAAAUGAAAAAAAUCCCCCCCCCCCCCAACCCCAGCUGAGUUGGUUGAAAUCUUCCCGGAGCUGGGGGAUUCUGCCUUGCGGGGAGAGGGAAGAGGCUGGUCCCAGCCCCUGCCCUCCUCCUGUCCCUUCUCGCCAAGCCCUGGGGAAGCAGAGAGCCAGCAGAGCAGGCCUGGGAAGGGUGGAGCUGGCCCUGCUGCCUGUGGAGGUCAGGGUGGUGAAGGUGAUGGUGAUGUGAUGGUGGGGAUCAGAGAAAAUCCUUUACUCCUACCCCCGGACCCACCCACUGCAGAGUGGACCUACAGGUGACGGUGGGUCUUGGGGCCAGCGCCCCCACCCACCCCACCCCUCCCCCAAACCAGAAGCCCUGGGCUGCUGAUGCCCCCUCCCGUUGCCUCUCAGACUCAUCCCUCAGGUCCCAGUGCCCAGCUUGAUGCUGGGAUGAGGAAAUUUUGGAGUCCUUCCCCACUCUUCCCCAUCCCUGGGUGCCCGGUUGUCUGGACACGACCUCGGCUGACCCAACGGCGGCGUCCUCUCCCAGGCGGCGUCCUCUCCCAGGCAGACCCCCCCGCCCCUUCCUCCGCUUCCUCCCCCUUUCCCCGCCAGGCACCAUCCGUUGGGAGCAGCUGUUCUACGUGCUGUUCUACGAGGCAAUUUCCCCUGCCCCUCCAGCAACCACCCCAGAGCCAGCAGUAGCUACCUAAACAACAGUGCCAUGGGAGGUGCCUGUGGAGCUCGGAAAUUCUGGCAAAGCAGCCAGGAAGGGUUCAGCUCCUCCACUCUCCCUCUCUUAGUCUGACCAGCCUCUUGCUCUGCGGCCCUGGGUUCCAGGGCCCAGAACCAUUGGCAAGUUUUGACCCUCUUAGAGCAAACUUUCCACCAACUCAGCAGGAUGAUACACACACAUAUAUAUAUGUGUAUAUAUAUAUGUGUGUGUGUGUGUUGUGUGUGUGUUGUGUGUGUGUGUGUGUGUAUAUAUAUAUAUAAAGUAUAUAUAUAUAAAUAUAUAUAUAUAUAAGAGAUCACUAUACCAGAUGUAAAUUAUGCUCCAACAACAAACAAGGCUUGUAUUUUGCACAUUUUAUAAAAGUCAAAGAGAAUCUAGGAGGAAAAAGAUUUCUGCCUGUAUAUUUCUAAAAAAACUAACCCCUUGACCAGCCACGGCCCCGCUCUUCCACCUCACUCUACCACCCUGGUGGAGUGAGAGUCCUGAACAGUGAGUUCUAAUUUUCUUAACAAAAAAAACAAAAAAAAAUUAUGAGAAAAAGAAAAAAAAACCCACCCAAAUCCUGAUUUUUUUUUUUCUCUGUGGGCAAUGAUCACAUUCGUUAGCGUUGGAUAAAAAGCAAAAUCAAAAGGAUGUCCGGCAGCUGAGGGUGGGAGAGAAGAGGGAUGGGAGGCUGGGUACCCGAACUCCAUGGCGUGGUCUGUGUGAGGAGGGGAAAGGAGCCGCCCCCCCAGGCUCAGUUGACCCUGGCGGGAGGGGCGUGCCAGCGGCUGACCGACCACCCACGCACCUCUCAGGGCUAUUGUGGGAGCAGGGGUGCCCAGUAUUGUUUGAGGGCUGGGGCAAGGGAAGGUGGAGCCAAGUCGAGCACUCCCCGGUGCCAGCCGUCCCUCAGAUCCCCAUUGGCGGUUGGCCCGGGACUGGAUGCCCCCGAUGGCGCCGUGAAGAGGGAUAGGGCAGAGGAGAGGAGCCUCCCCGGAGACGGGGUGCCCGGGGAAGGGGACCCCGAGCCCAUGGUGACCUGUGUCCCCCUUCCCUGGUGUCUGAUGCACUUUCAUAUCUCAGUCUUCCAAGUAGCAGCUUUGACCCGCCUCUCUGUGUUGUGUCAAAAAAAUCAGAGCCAACCGAACCUACCCGACCAAGGUCCCCCAGCCCAGAGUGCCGGGGAGGGGGCGAGGAGGUGGGGGAUGGGGGGGCGCGGACAUCGUGAAUGUGCUAAAGCCACUGCGAACAUAGCAAUAAAGACAUGUCAUUUUCCAGACCUC